AUAUUGAAUGAAAACUGAAAUUCAUCCAAUUGUAACUAAAUACUAAUACUAAUUUUAUUAUAAAAAUGAACAGAAAGGAGGCACUAUCGACUUUCAUUCAACAAAUUCAUGGUAGACCUGUUGUGGUAAAGCUAAACAGUGGUGUGGAUUAUAGAGGUGUUCUAGCCUGCUUAGAUGGAUACAUGAACAUUGCUUUAGAGCAGACUGAAGAAUAUGUUAAUGGCCAGCUAAAAAAUAAAUUUGGUGAUGCCUUUAUCAGAGGAAAUAAUGUUUUGUAUAUAAGCACACAGAAAAGGCGGUAUUAAUUUUAGUUUUAAGUUAUAUAAGUUACAUGUAACCUGCUAAGAAUAAAAUAUUUUGUAAAUUUUGU
Molecule: messenger RNA, 370 nt
Organism: Diabrotica balteata
Lineage: Eukaryota; Metazoa; Arthropoda; Insecta; Coleoptera; Chrysomelidae
Source: the annotation of a GenBank genome assembly